UCCAACACCAGCUCGCCGGGCCCCUUCGACCCCACCACGCAAACAUUCUUCGUCCUCGCGGCAGACGGCAAGACGCGGAUCCCCGUCAACGCGGCGGCCGUGACCAAGAUCAUCACCGUUGGGAGCUCCCUGGCCAUCCUGUACGGCACCCAGAUCGGCGCCUGCAUCGUCAUGCUGGCCGUGGUGCUGGCCAUGACGCCGCGCACGCGGUUCCGGCGCCUGCCGACCAUCAUCAGCAUCGCGGCGCUGGUCGUCAACAUGCUGCGCAUGGUCUUCCUGGCCUGGUUCACCACCUCGACGUGGGUCAACUUUUACACGCUGGUGUCGGGCGACCCCAGCCCCGUGUCGCGGUCCGACUACAACGCCAGCGCGGCCGGCACCGUGCUCAGCAUCCCCGCCACCAUCCUGAUCCUGGCCGCGCUUAUGGUGCAGGCCUGGUCGAUGCUCAGCCUCUGGCCGGCGCUGUACAAGCUGCCGGCCGCGCUGCUCUCGCUGGCGCUGGUGCUGGCCACCAUCGCCUUCAACUUCGCCGUCACCGUCCUGCAGACGCGCGGUAUCCUCGACCCCAGCUUCGAACCCCGCCUCGUCCACCUCGUCUGGGUCCGCCAGGCCUACCUCGGCCUGAUCACCGCGUCCAUCUGCUGGUUCUGCUUCCUCUUCAACGUCCGCCUCGUCAUGCACAUGUGGACCAACCGCAGCAUCCUGCCCUCGCUCCGCGGCCUCAAGGCCAUGGACGUGCUGGUCAUCACCAACGGCAUCCUGAUGUUUGUGCCCGGUACGCCACCCAGCCCUUUGCUCGUCUUCUCCGCCCUCGAGUUCCAGCAAUGGGACAACUUCGAAUCCGCCUCGCUGACGCAGACCUCCGUGAUCAUCGUGCUGCCGCUCGGCACCCUCGUGGCCCAGCGCCUGGCCAACCCGGCCUGGUUCGGCACCGGAGCCGCCUCGUCGUCCGGCCCCGGCGGCAGCGGUUGCAGCGGCAGC
This is a messenger RNA of Thermothielavioides terrestris NRRL 8126, 981 nucleotides long. RefSeq lists its product as uncharacterized. Gene Ontology annotation, biological process: G protein-coupled receptor signaling pathway. Gene Ontology annotation, molecular function: mating-type factor pheromone receptor activity; pheromone binding. The transcript is spliced from 2 exons. NCBI's taxonomy places the organism in Eukaryota, Fungi, Ascomycota, Sordariomycetes, Sordariales, Chaetomiaceae. The annotation marks the transcript as partial. Gene Ontology annotation, cellular component: G protein-coupled receptor homodimeric complex; membrane. The record is from RefSeq and is a predicted model, not a curated record.